Molecule: messenger RNA, 2460 nt
Organism: Maniola jurtina (meadow brown)
Lineage: Eukaryota; Metazoa; Arthropoda; Insecta; Lepidoptera; Nymphalidae
Exons: 2
Coding region: 125-1255 (376 amino acids)
Source: RefSeq, a predicted model, not a curated record
CGAAUUAAGAUUAACGGCCGUACCAGAUCUGUGGGUGCAUAAUAAAUUACUUUUUUGGCCAAAGAAGUCAGCAGAUAAAUUAAGGAGGCAGGAAAAUAGUUCACCUGAUGCUUCUUGGGAAAUCAUGUCAUGUGAUGUAAAAAGAAAAAAUCUUAAAACAUUUCAAGAGGCACAGGAUGAAAUUGAUACAAUGAGUGACAAAUCAGAUACUGAAACUGACGAAGGAGAUACGAACCGUCGAUCAUUACGCAAGGAAAAAUAUCCCUUGCCAGAUAAAUCUUUCAACGAAUUGGCGAAGACUUUAACAGAUAAUCAUAAUCAAAUGCUAAGUACCACAACACCAGUCACUCAAGUAGCCCAGAAAUCCCAAGAAGACACAAAUUGCUGUUUUGUGCCCCAAGACCAGAUUGUUGGUACAGUCGAGGGCAAUAUUCCUGUCACAAUUCCGGAAUCGAAUUUCCUCUUUUAUACACAUACAGAACCGGAAAUUUCAACACCAACUAACGAGAUUGAAGCUAUUAAGGAGAGCAUAGCAACCAUUAUAGCCAAUCAAAAUUCCUUACAUGAAAUCCAAACUAAUAUGUGUGUAAAGAUCUCAGAAAUACAAACAGAGCUAAGAUCAUUCAUAAAAAUGAGCGUAUCACAAAAAAGAGUUGACGAAGAGCCAACUCUAAUAAAAAAUAUCAAAGACCUUGAGGAAUUUGAAAAAAAUCUAUCAAAUAGAACAUUCAAAGAUAACAUGUUGAUGAAAUUUGUCGGUGUGUGUUCUAAAGGUUUGGGCAAAGGCGGCGUAAAUGCCUACCACUUGGUCGAUUCUUUGUUUGAAAGAAAUUUUCUUAAGCAAUGUACGUGGACUGGCUUUUCCAAGAAAGAAGCAGUAAAAAUAUGUUUUAAAGCGUUUACGAGAACGAUUUCUCUUUUUUUUGAUAUUAUCCACGCAACAGAUGAAAGUUUUACAAAAGUGGACUGCGAUAAAUUUUUUAAAACUAUUUUGAAAAAUGCUCAUAAACGCAGCGAAAGCAAUCAGAGGAUGUCGGCUCCAAAAGUUAGAGUAAUAAAGAGAAAAAGGACAGCAAAAACUCUUCCAAUAGAUGUGCCGAUUGAGAAUGUUAACGGAGAGGGCUCCGGUCAAAACAGCGUCGAGACUCCCGAUUUAAACAAUGAAGAGAGAUCUGACCAAAAUGAUGUUGAGAUUUUCUAUCAAAGUGAUGAAGAGAGGCCUGAUAAAACGACGAAGGGAUGUCCGACUAAUUGAGUACGUAGUUAAUGUUUUCAUAUAAUGUUUACACACCUACAUUUGGUAACUCGAUUCAUUUUUUGUCGCUGAUUUUUGAAUAAUCCUAGAUUAGGUGGGAAUAAUUAAUUAUUGAUGGUGAUAUUACUUAACAAGAGGUUAAGUUUUCAUAGUUGUUAUUUCUAAGUUUAUUUUAAAGUUCCUUUGGUAGCUAAGACUUGUUGGUUGAAUAAAAGAGCACCUAUUUAACUAAACGUGAAAAAAGUGAUUUUUGAUGUACCUAUAUAACAAAAUUUUGUAUUGUAGUACUUAUACCUAAAAUUAAAAAGCAAACAAGCUAUGUAGAAAAUAGUAGUACCAAUAGUAAAAGCUGUUUGUAUUGAUGAAUGCUAUCAUCUGCUUAUGGGAUCAAAACCUUCGAAACGGGUUGGAAGAUUUUUGUGUGGAGCCUGAGGGGUUGCGUCCCACCUACAACUUUUCUUGUGAAAAGUCGUAGCCAUUGAUGGAACUUCCAUAAAUCGAUAGAUUGUUUCAAUACGAAUCGAAACUGAAGAGUGAUAAAAUCUCUUAAAGUGUCACAUUUCCGAGAUACAGGCCAUCAAACGUUCUAAUAUUGGAGUUUUGAAACUUUUGACAGCCUUUACCUUGGAAAUGUGAGAUUUUAUCACUCUUUAGUUUCAAUUUGUAUUAAAGCGAACUAUCGAGUUAUGGAAGUUCCAUCAAUGGCUGCGACUUUUCACAAAAAAGUUGUAGGUAGGCCGGGCCCAACCUAGGCCAAAUGCUGUUUUUACCAUAGUUUUGUAUAUUUUUUUUAAUUUGUUGGAAUUGUGAGUUUUGUUCAUUAAUUUUUAAGCACAUAAUUUUUUAAUGUUAAAUUUUUUAACUUUUUUUGUUUAACCUACAACUAUAGAGUAUUUCGUUAGCAUAACUUAGUAAUCUGACGAAUUUUGGCUAUUAAUUUUAAAGUCACGUUUGGUUAGUCAAAAAUUAUAUUUAUUUUUAUCUAUAUGUAAGCAUAAAUAAAGGAAAGGAAGUAUUUGAUACACAAGAUACUGAAGGACUUGUAAUUGUGAUAAAUGAUUGUGACUGUUUCUUGUCAAUAUGCUAAAGGAAAGGAACGUGAUUACCUCAUUGAUUAUACCUUUUAAGAUUGAUUUUGGUCUCGCUUUAAGAUUAUUGUAAUAAAAAAAAUUGUUAUUGAAAUAAUAAAACUUUAAUUUUGAUUA